Molecule: messenger RNA, 2052 nt
Organism: Macrosiphum euphorbiae (potato aphid)
Lineage: Eukaryota; Metazoa; Arthropoda; Insecta; Hemiptera; Aphididae
Source: the annotation of a GenBank genome assembly
AUGUCGGGUGAAAUAUCGCAGAAUUUUGACUCGAAAACCGAAAACUACCAUGGUAACGAGGUAGUGACGGUCAAGUUCCGUACGGAUGCGAAUGAAACACUGACUCAAGCGUUCGACCUGAAUACCGACAUCGGUGCGCUCAGGUCGCACCUGCACCGGACGCUGAACACGGACCCGAACCUAAUCGUCAUCGAACGCGAUGAAGCGGGGGGCGAAGUGUCGCGUCUGCCUCGUGAUGGGCAGACGCUCAAGGAGCUCGGAGCAACGUCACUGGGAAUUUUCGAACUACACUUGCGGGGCGACGGCAUACAGCUUCCCAAGCCACCCACUUACUACUUGCCAGCGGUGGACGUCAUCACAGUGGACGUUAACCACAGGCGACUAGUGGUGGAAAUCGAACGGUGCGGAGCUGUGGACGGCCAUAAGCGGUGGCUGGGGGGUUACCGGGACAAGUGCACCGGCAAGCUGUACUUUCAUGCGGCCGCGCAGACCGAUCCCAAGGCUGUAGCGACCGACGCGCCCGCUGUCCACCGGACGGACGGCCGGACGCAGACUUGCAUCGACAGGGCGGUGGGCCGGGCGUCGAGCCGACCGGUGUGGACGCAGACCGACGACUACUGCGGCAGUUUCGGGUACGCAGAUGGCAGGUGGGUAAGACCGAAACGUUACCAUAGUUAUGAGUCGUGGCUACGGGAAGAUCACGUCCUGAGCAGUGUGCUCAAGAUACAGCGGGCGUUCAGGAGGACUUUGGCGGCACGCGAGAGAAGACGUGUAGCGGCCGAAGCCGAAGCGAAAACUGAUGACGAGCAACGGCGACUGCUGAGGCAGCGGCAAUCCCGCAGCAUGACUUCAGGACCGGACGGCGGUGCGGCAGCAUCGGCUCUUGAAUCCAAGCAACAACACUUCUAUUCGCUGUACACGAUGAUCGGAAAGUGGUGGAAGAAGGAGCGGCAGCGGAUCAAGGAGAUCGAGGUGGAGAACUCAAGGAAGGCGGCGCAGAUGAACCUGCUCAAGAAGGAGAUCAAGUUCCUGUUGGAGGUAGAGAAGCAGCGAUCAGAGCUCAAGUACGAGCUGACCAAACACGACGACGUGACGUUCCUGAACAAGACGUCUAAGCCCAAGAUGUUCAAGAACAAAGCGGGAAAGCUCCUGACCGUGGACACGGUGGGCAACCAGAAGGCCCGGGCGCUAAAAGAGAUCUAUUCAAAAAUCGUGAUUCCGUCCGACGGCGUAGACCGGGCCGAAGCUCUCGACGAGCUACAUGCCGCGGUGUCCGGGUCGAGUUACAAGUACAAGGAGUACUUGCUGGCGGCCGUGGCCAUGGAAAAGGGCCUGGCCGCUAUGGGUGCAGAUGCGGACAACCUGCGGUCAGCGCGAUCCCGGGUGGAGCAAAUGUUCCGGCACUACAUCCGGCAGCCGGACGUGAACCCGGAAGCGGACUCAUACUAUCGGCCUACCGAGAAACGUGUGCUCAACGUGUACACGUGCAUCCGGUGCAAGCGCAACCUGGCGGCCACAGACUUCUCGCUAGAGAGCCGCGUGAACCGGACCAAUGUCUGCGCAAAUUGCGAGUGGACCGAACAGGUGGGUCACAAGCGCAUCGACAUGGCCCCGUACCGACGCAUGUUGAAGGCGCUCCGACACGACGAGAUGCAGAAGGCCGCGUACGGGUCCGAGUGUUUCUUGAUGCAGCCUACCGAGGUGUACCGGCUGGUGUCCGUCGUGUGGCGCGAGAAGUCAGCCGUCGGCGAAUCAAGUCAGCUCAAUGGGCUCCGGUUGGUCCGGUGGCGUCGUAACGAGCCCUGGUCGCCGUGGAACUGCGUGCUGCUGACCCGGGCCGAGGCGGAGGCCCACUGCCGACUAGACGGUGACCCGGCCGACUGCUACGACGAGCAGUUCGUCCGGUCCGUCACCAACAGGCACAUGAUGGCCCGAUUGCAGUUCGGAAAUCUGGUGCAGGCAGUCGACCAUCGGACUGCCGAUAAGGCGAAACCGCUGUCAAAACAUUGGAAAACGGUCGCCGAUCGUUUCAACAUCAAGACGCAUAAAUAG